AUGUUCAAUAUCUGUCUCCCUCAGACCAAACAGGCGCGGACGGCCACCCAAGGAGCAGCCAUCUGGACGACUUCCCCCCACCUUCGCAGUGCCCCCACCUUUGGUGCCUCCUAGCCGGUGCCGGAGCAGUGAGCAGAGCACGUGCUCAGCUCACGUGCACAUUGACCAGCACUGCACUGCACUGCACCACCCAUUUCUCAUGUCUCUGUGUCUCUCUGUCUGUCUGUCUCUCUGUCUGUCUCUCUGUCUGCGCUGCAGGUCCUCGGCAGCCUCCACCUCACAUCAUCCGCAAGGAGCGAUGCCGCCGCGAGAAGCUCGCCGUCGCGCUGGAGCAGAUCCUCAUCAUCCUCCCCAACGACGGCGGACAGCUGCAGCAGGUGGAGCCCCUGCGGUUUGUCGACCAGGCUGUUCAGAGUGACGCCCUCAUCCACAACGCCAGCGGCGAGCGGAGUCCAAGACCGACCACGACGACACCCUGACAUCUCUGCCUGCAUCUUAUAUCCCGACCGUCACCUUCUCAAGCAGCCCAGGCAACGACAGCAGCGGCCGAGCUGACGUCCGUCCACGAGCUCCUCGACGACUCACUCAGCACCGUCUGUCAAACACAAAGACAAACAGAGAGAGACAGGCAGACAUUCAUGUGUGUGUGUGUGUGAUGGCUGCAGAGCAAUCGUUGUUCAGCUUGCCCAAACCAUACACACAGACAGCCAGACAGCGUUCGUCAGUCAAGCCUCACUCCAACAUUGCUGCCUCCACUCAUACUCGGGGGUGGGAAGACAGACAGACAGACAGACAAACAACACAACUGCAUGUCGUCUCUCCCCUGUGUGUGUCUGUACCAACCAGCAGCAGAUGGAGUGCAUGGAGCACAACGCGCCCAGCAAUCGACCGGCAAACUCUGGUGAGCGUCUGGAGACAAGUACCCACUCACUCCAUCACACACAGAUAAGC
Vitrella brassicaformis is the source of this 951-nucleotide messenger RNA. NCBI's taxonomy places the organism in Eukaryota, Vitrellaceae. The record is from the annotation of a GenBank genome assembly.